Molecule: messenger RNA, 1118 nt
Organism: Aspergillus ruber CBS 135680
Lineage: Eukaryota; Fungi; Ascomycota; Eurotiomycetes; Eurotiales; Aspergillaceae
Product: aldo/keto reductase
Exons: 2
Coding region: 97-960 (287 amino acids)
Molecular function (GO): oxidoreductase activity, acting on NAD(P)H as acceptor
Source: RefSeq, a predicted model, not a curated record
AUUCCUGCGCUUCAAUUACUCUUAAAUAGACCGCUCUCUUCUACAGAGUAUUCCAGCAACUAUCACAUACUUCUUUACAACCUCACUGCCGCCAAAAUGACCACCAGCGUGGAACUUAACGAUCAAAUCUCUAUCCCCAUCCUCGCCUAUGGCACCGGCACAGCCUGGUACAAGUCCGCAAGCGACACUACAGUCAACCGCGAACUAGUCGAAGCUAUCAAAACCGCCAUCCGCCUGGGCUACCGCCAUCUCGACGGCGCCGAGGUCUACGGCACCGAAGCGGAAUUGGGAGUCGCGAUUAAGGAAAGCGGGGUUCCGCGCGAGGAGCUCUUCGUGACGACCAAGGUUAUCACGAAUAUCGCGGACAUCCAGGGCGCUAUUAAGAGCAGCUUGGAGAAGUUGCAGUUGGAUUAUGUCGAUUUGUAUCUAAUUCACUCGCCUUUCUUCGCAAAGUCCGAUGCGGACCUUCAGUCUGCUUGGAAGGAAUUGGAACAGAUUCAGCAAUCUGGGAAAGCUAAGGCCAUUGGUGUCUCGAAUUACCGUCGUGAACACCUCGAAGCUACCCUUGCGACAGCAUCUAUCACUCCUGCUAUCAACCAGAUCGAAUACCACCCCUACCUCCAACAAGGCGAUUUACUGCCCUUUCACCGCGAAAAGAGAAUCAAGACAGCUAGUUACGGUCCCCUGACCCCCAUUACCCGUGCGGCCGGAGGCCCUGUUGACGCGAAGGUGAAGGAGUUGGCAGGAAAGUAUGGAGCUUCCGAGGGGGAUGUGUUGCUACGGUGGUCGAUCGAGAAGGGGGAUGUUGCGAUUACGACUAGUGGGAAGGAGGAGAGGUUGAAAGAGUAUCUUCGUGUGUUGGAAUUUCAGUUGGAGGAGGGGGAAGUAGAAGCGAUUACGAAGCUUGGGGGGGAGAAGCACUAUCGGGCUUUCUGGAAGAAGCAGUAUGGGGAGGAAUAAGCGUUCGAUUCCAUGUUGAGGGUUUUGUAUUCCGUAGAGGACACGAGAUGGCGUGGUACACACAAAAACAUGCAAUCGAUCUCACCUGUUUGGGCUGAUUAGAAUAGUAAGCAUCCCCUGAAAACAGGAUUUUCUUUCGUAGAUCGAAAAUGGCCUAU